This is a messenger RNA of Sus scrofa (pig), 5988 nucleotides long. RefSeq names its product DDB1 and CUL4 associated factor 7 (gene DCAF7). Lineage: Eukaryota; Metazoa; Chordata; Mammalia; Artiodactyla; Suidae. Gene Ontology annotation, molecular function: protein binding. The record is from RefSeq and is a predicted model, not a curated record.
AGAGGGUGGGGCGGGGUCUCAAACGGAAGGUGGUUGUUGUCCGAGCCGAAGCAGGUUUGAAAGUGGGGGUCGGGCUCGGCUGUCGUUGUCUGUAGCAGCGGCCCCGCUUCCGGGCUAGGCUGUCCGUACCCGCCCCCGCCCCGCCUCCCUUCGGACCCCUCCGUCCCAGGCCUGACUCCCUGCCCGAUUCGCGCCCCGCCCGCCGCAGCUCGCUGCCGUCCCGGCCCGCACUGCGGCCCCGCCGCCGCCACUAUGUCCCUGCACGGCAAACGGAAGGAGAUCUACAAGUAUGAAGCGCCCUGGACCGUCUACGCCAUGAACUGGAGCGUGCGGCCCGACAAGCGCUUUCGCCUGGCGCUGGGCAGCUUCGUGGAGGAGUACAACAACAAGGUUCAGCUUGUUGGUUUAGAUGAAGAGAGUUCGGAGUUUAUUUGCCGAAACACGUUUGACCAUCCGUACCCCACCACAAAGCUCAUGUGGAUCCCGGACACAAAAGGCGUCUAUCCAGACCUGCUGGCGACCAGUGGUGACUAUCUCCGUGUGUGGAGGGUUGGUGAAACAGAGACCAGGCUGGAAUGUUUGCUAAACAAUAACAAGAAUUCGGAUUUCUGUGCUCCUCUGACCUCCUUUGACUGGAAUGAGGUGGAUCCUUAUCUUUUAGGUACCUCCAGCAUUGACACGACUUGUACCAUCUGGGGGCUGGAGACAGGGCAGGUGCUGGGGCGAGUGAAUCUUGUGUCUGGCCAUGUGAAGACCCAGCUGAUCGCCCAUGACAAAGAGGUCUAUGAUAUCGCGUUUAGCCGGGCUGGUGGCGGCAGGGACAUGUUUGCCUCUGUGGGUGCUGACGGCUCCGUGCGGAUGUUUGACCUCCGUCAUCUUGAACACAGCACCAUCAUCUACGAGGACCCUCAGCAUCACCCACUGCUCCGCCUCUGCUGGAACAAACAGGACCCCAACUACCUGGCCACCAUGGCCAUGGAUGGAAUGGAGGUAGUGAUUCUGGACGUCCGAGUUCCAUGCACACCUGUUGCCAGGUUAAACAACCACCGAGCAUGUGUCAAUGGCAUUGCCUGGGCCCCUCAUUCGUCCUGCCACAUCUGUACUGCAGCGGAUGACCAUCAGGCUCUCAUCUGGGACAUCCAGCAGAUGCCCCGGGCCAUCGAGGACCCUAUCCUGGCCUACACAGCCGAGGGCGAGAUCAACAACGUGCAGUGGGCGUCGACUCAGCCUGACUGGAUCGCCAUCUGCUACAACAACUGCCUGGAGAUCCUCAGAGUGUAGUGUCGGUGGCACCGUGCCCGCCAGGCAGGGGCUUGUGUGUUUCCCGCCUCUGUCCCACCCCCAAAGUAAGAAGAAACGUGUUUCUGGUGGCCAGUACGUCUUUCAUUGCUUUGCACCCACUGUUGCCAGAAGCUGCUCUAGGAGUUUCCGGCCGGUCACCCCACAGCUCUCUGGGCCGGCCUCAGUGCUGUGUGCCGCCUCCUCAGCCCAGGGCUGAGUUUUAAGAUUUUCUCUUCUUUCCUCUUCUCCUUUGGUUCCUCAAUUAAAAUUUUCUGUGUAUUUGUUUGUCGGGCGUCGUGUUAAUGAGCAUUGUAGGCACUGGCUCUGCUUGUGCUCAUCUGUCCCAGGUGUCUGUCUGUCGCUGCCCGAGGCAGCCAUCUGUGUCCCUGUCCAUGUGAGCACUUAAGUGGGAACAAGUACCAAUUCGAAGUUGUCUUUCUUCCUGUUCUCAAUGUCUUUAACGAAUUUCAACUUUGUAUAUUUUUUACCUAUCAGGCUAAUUUUUUAUGAAAAGAAUUUUACUCCCUGGUCUCUUCCUUGUUUCAUCGCUCUCCUUACCUGCACCUUCCUCUCUUCCCUCCCUCCCUCCCUGGACUGGCCCCAGGCCCUUGACCCCAUGAGCAGUUUGCCUUCUUGAAUCACUGCCCGAGCGGAACGUACCUGACCAGGAGUCCCAAACCACCUUGGUGCUCUGAAGGCAGUCCCAAACCGCUCUCCCCUUUCCUUAGCCGGGCUCUUCUCAAGGGCUUUCUGGGCUCCAGAACAGACGUGUGACCCCUUCUGUUGCUCCUCGAAGUAUCUCUGUGCGCCCUCUCCCCCCGCCUUUCCCCUGUGGGACGUACUGGGCACGUGUUAGAGCUGAGCUAGCCAGACUGAUUGGGGUGCCUGACUGCGGGGAGUAGUUGCAGAAAAGCUGAACUUAGAGCAUGUUUCCGGUACAUAGUUUAAGAGUCUAUUUUUCCUCUCCAAAUAUAAGCCCCUGGCCAUUCUCUCUCAUGUCUUGAAUGACAGGCGAGAAUGAUGGAUAAGCUGAACUUCAGUAUCUCUGUCUGUUGAUCAGUUCAACUGGGACUGGUGUACGCGGGCCACUCUCUGGGUUGAGUGCGCUGAGGUGAGAGAGCCCUGCUUGGGGGCUGCUCGGUCUGAGCGUCUAGCCUGAGCAAGAUCACUUCUAGAAGGUGGGAGACCACCAGCUCUUGCAAAGGAUGGAGUGAGUACCAGGCUGUGACAGUCCCAGGUCAUCAAGGAAGUGGCAAGAGAAGCAUCAGAGACCCGGGGUCAGCCAGUUAAGAUCUCCACGAACCCCUGUCAGCCAACCUGCCCUCAGUUUAGGUUCUGAGCAGUAUUGGACUUACAGGCUGUGGGUGUCUGUUUCUGUUACAUGCACAAGUUCUGUGGAGGGCCUUGUGAGUGAUUCCAGUGGUGGGUGAGUCCCUGAGCAGGCAGAGUUUGGGACAUGCUCAGAGUCUGGGCGGAGUUUGGUUCGCUGGGCUCUGCCAAGUGCCUAAAGGUUUCUGAGACCCUCUGAGUUGAGCAUCCGAGAGUAGAGAGAAGCAGACCUUGAGGCUGAUGGUUUUAUCCAAUUGGGCUCUCACCUGCUCUUCAGAAGCUAAGCAGUUAGCUUUGUUCUUCUGGGCCCAUAAACUCUCUUGAUUGAGUCUUCCUUUUUAGAAGCAGAUGUGUUUGUAUCCCCAAAGUCAUAGCUCUUUGCUUUAACACGGGGGGGGCUGGUCCCAAAGAAAAGGUCUCUCUCUCUCUCUUUUUUUUUUUUUUUUCCCCAGUAGGGUAUGUCCCGUCUUCUGUUUCGGGGGCUGUUUGGCUGGCCAUCUGCUUGAGGUCAACUCUCUUGAAUUAACUGAUGAUGGAAAGCCAGCAGUGCUUGAUGAGCGCCUUCCUCUGUUGGGUUUAAUGAUUCCAGGGUCCUUCCCUCAAGGGUAGCAAGUCUAAAUUGAGUGUCACUUGCUGUAGGAGGCUGUCAGUUCCUUCCUGUGGAAAGGGGUCUGAAAUGGAGCUCUAGUGGUAGGGGGGCUGGUCCCGCUGGGCCUUCACUACACUGAGUUCUGAGUUAAGAUGUGUUUCCUGCUGUGCAUUUCCUGGUCUGAAUGGUGAGAAGAUUUGCCAGCUGGAACCUGAAAACAACCUGGAGAGAAAAUUUAGUUAAUAGUAAUUGAGAUGCAAUUGGAUAAAUUCGCUCUUUACUCUCGAAACCAACAAGUUUUUUUUGUUUUGUUUUGUUUUGUUUGCCCCUUGCUCUAUGGACUCCCAGCCCUGUCACCCUCCUUAGGCCUUGUACUGUGGUCCUCUUCCUCCUGACAUCCCACCUGGGCCCAGGUGAGAGUCCCAGUCUCUCUAAGCAGACACAUGCACACACGCACACACACACACACUCAGUUGCAGGAAUGCUAGUAUUUUGAGGCCCUGGCUGUCUUAACCUCCCUCUGUGCCACCGGCCAGAUGGCCUCAUGGCUGAGGAGGGGAUUUCUGUAGUCUCAGGAUUUAGAAAGCCCCUUAGUCAGCCAGGCUCCAGGAAGCAGAAAUCUAUUGUAGUUUCAGAAGCAAGGGUUUGUUUGAUUUAGUUAGGCUCUCAGAUUGACAGCCAGCGACAAUAGGUGGGAGGCUCUGUGUCUGUGCUCCUUGCACAUGAGAAGAGCAGCUGCCAGGGCUGUGCUGGAAAGGCCGGCAGCGCCUCCAUGGUCUGGCCCUUGGCCGCACUCUUGGCCCCUGAGCGGCAGCUGCCUUUGUUUUCCUGUCUGCUGGAGGGGGUCCUGAGUAAAGGCAGUGCCGCUCCCACCGCAGAGAGCUAGUGAAUGGGUCCAGGUCCUUCACGAGCUUGGGUGUUUAUACUCAGGAGAGUUGGAAGCCUCUCUUGCCAGGGAGGAGCCAGGCUGCGAGGUGAGGACUGGAAGAGGGACAGUGUCUGAUAACCGGGGGCGGGGAGAGCUUCUUAUCAGGACCAGGCUCUCAGGUCUUCAGAUUUGGGGAGAAACAGAGAAAAUUGAGGCUCUGACAAGUGUUGAUGAUAGGUGUGGCUGAAAUUUUAGGAGGAGAUUUAGGAUGUGGGAGAAAGUCAGUGGUAACAAAGGAGAAAAGAUUAGAGGUGGGGAGGCAUUCAGACUGGCAUGUGGCCGUGAGUGAGACUGGGCCCUUGGCCUGUGUCAGCCUUCCUGGACCAUUCAUCGGUGUCUGUGCCGCUAGGUGGCUGGGGACAGGAUGACCAGAGGGACCCCUUCCUGCGGCAGUUCAGUCCUGGUGUCCUUUGCUGGUAGGGAUCUGGAGGUGUUUGGGGUCCCGUGAUGGUUGCAGACCGCGGCUCCUCUUGGUAGUAGGUGGUCAACAGUCAGGCUGACUUUUUCCGCUCUCCCUUUUCCCUUUUCUCUUCCGCUUACCUUCCCGCUCCCUCCCACUCCCCGAACUCUCUCCCUGCUGCCACCUAGAGCUGUCAGGUGUGCAGUGUCUGCCAACCAUGGGAGGGCCAGCCCAGUGCCGUCCCUGCACCGCCCCUCUGCCUGCCUGGCUUGGGCUGAGGGCGGCCACGAAAGUAGACGCCCCAGAGCAGACCCUGCUCUUUAUGGUCUGCGUUCCAGCCUGAGGGAGGAGCGUCAUGCCUGGCGCUUAAAUUGGGUUUUCCCCGUGGGGAGAGCUGCUCUGAGCAGUCCCUGUGCUCCCUGGGCCGGGCUCCCCAAGACCUGUCCUCCCCACACUGGCUGGGCCAGCUACGCAGAGUGUGGCAGGGCCUUGCCCUCUCUUCCCACCGUCAUCAUUGCUGCUAAUGGUCAAAGUCAAGUGUACGGCCGCGUGGGAUGGGCCAGGUCCUCUCAGGCUCCUUUCUGGAUGUGAUGUUUUAAGUAUGGAAACAUGCAGGUGCCUUCCCCAGAGGCUUGGACUGGUGUGUGAAACCAGAAACAGAUAAGCUAAUCAGUAUGAACUCAAGAGGAAGGAUGCUGGCGGUCCGUGUGACAGCUGGACGACUGACAAGGACCCGCCUUUGGGACGACCCAGCGCUUAAGAACUUGUGAUAUCCGCUAUUUCGAAGAAAUGCUCUCACCUUGGGUUGGUUGUGAUAAUGCAGUGUGUUAUGAAGCUUGUGGAGCUAAAGCUCUGACUUGCUUGAAUUGAAUAUGAAUCAUUUGACAUGGUUCCUGUGUAUUUGACGACCCCUCCGUCAGUGACUUUCCAUCCCUCCUCCCGGGCGUGAAUUUGUAGCAUGAUUGUACAAAUCUCUAUGUAGAAAAUGGAGGUUUCUUGUUCUCUGAAGUGUUAGGCUCUAGCCAAUCAUCUCUGUCCCAUUUAGCCUAGUGUGUCUGAACUUAAUUUCUUGUUCUAUAUUUGAACUUCUCCUUACGUUACAGGCUUUGUGGCAUCCGACGGUCAGGUGAGAGGAAGCUACCCCUUGCAGAACUGUACUGUAACCAUUUUUUAAAAAAAAAAAAAACAUUAUUUUCACAGGACUGAUUAUACACAGGGCUUGUAAAAAAAAUUUUUUUUAACACUGUGCUGUGAAACCGCGAUGGUAAAUCUCCAUUGAAGGCUACUUCAGAGGUGCCUGAAAGUGGAGUGUUAUUAUCUAUGACUUGACUUCUUGCUUUCUGAGUAUAUUAAACCUAAUUUUCACCCUUUCAUUCUGUUUCAGCCUCCUGUAUAAGAAGUACCGUAUUUUCUGCCCAUCAUACUUUGUAAUAAAACUUGAACAUGUAUAGAUUGACUGAA